This is a messenger RNA of Pongo pygmaeus (Bornean orangutan), 4666 nucleotides long. It is a transcript of the gene CDAN1, whose product is annotated as codanin 1. Gene Ontology annotation, cellular component: nucleus. The record is from RefSeq and is a predicted model, not a curated record. The coding region runs from base 16 to 3726 and encodes 1236 amino acids. The transcript is spliced from 28 exons. Lineage: Eukaryota; Metazoa; Chordata; Mammalia; Primates; Hominidae. Gene Ontology annotation, biological process: chromatin organization.
AGCGCCCCGACCGGGAUGGCGGCCGUUUUGGAGUCGCUGCUGCGAGAAGAGGUGUCGGUCGCAGCCGUCGUGCGGUGGAUCGCGCGCAGCACCCAGGGUUCGGAGGUAACAGCGCUGACACGCCCCCAGGAUAACGCCGGGGAGGCGGCCGCGCUGAGCUCACUCCGGCCCCUGCGGAAAGAAUUCGUACCGUUCCUGUUGAACUUCCUGAGGGAGCAGAGCAGCCGCGUCCUCCCGCAGGGGCCCCCGACCCCCGCCAAGGCCCCGGGCGCCUCGACAGCCUUGCCAGGGAGGCCGGGAGGCCCGCCGCGGGGCAGCCGCGGGGCGCGCAGCCAGCUUUUCCCUCCGACCGAGGCCCUGAGCACCACUGCCGAGGCCCCUCUGGCCCGCCGCGGGGGCAGGAGGCGGGGCCCGGGGCUGGCCCGCGAGCGUGGAGGCCGCGGCCUGGAGGAGGGGGUCAGCGGGGAGAGCUUGCCCGGAGCCGGGGGCCGGAGGCUUAGGGGCUCUGGCAGCCCCAGCCGCCCCAGCCUCACGCUGUCUGAUCCGCCAAACCUCAGCAACCUGGAGGAGUUCCCUCCCGUAGGCUCGGUUCCCCCCGGCUCUACAGGCAGGACGAAGCCUUCUCGCAGGAUCAACCCAACUCCGGUGAGCGAAGAGCGGUCACUCUCCAAGCCCAAGACCUGCUUCACCUCACCCCCAAUCAGCUGUGUCCCCAGUUCCCAACCCUCAGCCCUGGACACUAGCCCUUGGGGCCUUGGCCUUCCCCCAGGGUGCAGAAGUCUGCAAGAGGAGCGAGAGAUGCUCAGGAAGGAGCGCUCUAAGCAGCUGCAGCAGUCACCUACCCCCAUCUGUCCCACCCCAGAAUUGGGGUCGCCCCUCCCCAGCCAGACAGGAAGCCUCACAGAUGAACCUGCGGACCCUGCCAGAGUGUCUUCCCGCCAGCGCCUGGAGCUGGUAGCCCUUGUUUACUCCUCGUGCAUUGCUGAGAACCUGGUACCAAACCUCUUCUUGGAGCUUUUCUUCGUCUUUCAGCUCCUCACUGCCCGGAGGAUGGUGACUGCCAAGGACAGUGACCCUGAACUAAGUCCAGCUGUCCUAGAUUCCCUGGAAAGUCCACUGUUCCAAAGCAUCCACGAUUGUGUCUUCUUUGCAGUGCAGGUUUUGGAGUGUCACUUUCAGGUUCUUUCCAACCUGGACAAAGGGACCUUGAAGCUGCUCGCUGAGAAUGAGCGGCUGCUGUGCUUCUCACCAGCUCUGCAAGGCCGCCUUCGAGCUGCCUAUGAGGGCAGUGUUGCCAAGGUCUCUCUGGCGAUGCCUCCCUCUGCUCAAGCUGUCUCCUUUCAGCCAGAGACUGACAAUCGUGCCAACUUCUCCAGUGACCGAGCCUUUCAUACUUUUAAGAAACAGAGGGAUGUGUUUUAUGAGGUGCUGCGAGAGUGGGAAGAUCACCAUGAGGAGCCUGGCUGGGAUUUUGAGAAGGGCUUGGGCAGCAGAAUCAGGGCCAUGAUGGGUCAGCUCUCCGCAGCCUGCAGCCACAGCCACUUUGUUCGGCUUUUCCAAAAACAACUACUCCAGAUGUGUCAGAGCCCUGGUGGUGCUGGGGGCACCGUCUUGGGUGAGGCCCCAGAUGUAUUGAGUAUGCUGGGAGCUGACAAGCUGGGGCGGUUGUGGCGCCUACAGGAACGGCUUAUGGCUCCUCAGAGCAGUGGGGGGCCCUGCCCACCCCCCACCUUCCCAGGCUGUCAAGGCUUCUUUAGGGACUUCAUCCUUAGUGCCAGCAGCUUCCAGUUUAACCAGCAUCUCAUGGACAGUCUGAGCUUGAAGAUCCGGGAGCUCAAUGGCCUUGCCCUGCCCCAGCAUGAGCCCAGUGAUGAAGACGGGGAGUCAGAUGUAGACUGGCAGGGUGAGCGGAAGCAAUUUGCUGUGGUGCUUCUUAGCCUGAGACUUUUGGCUAAAUUCCUGGGCUUUGUGGCUUUCCUGCCAUACCGGGGGCCUGAACCUCCCCCGACCGGUGAGCUUCAGGACUCCAUUCUGGCCCUCAGGAGCCAGGUCCCUCCGGUCCUGGAUGUGCGGACUCUGCUGCAGCGAGGGCUGCAGGCCCGCCGGGCGGUGCUCACCGUGCCCUGGCUGGUGGAGUUUCUCUCCUUUGCUGACCAUGUUGUUCCCUUGCUGGAAUAUUACCGGGGCAUCUUCACUCUCCUGCUGCGCCUGCACCGGAGCUUGGUGUUGUCGCAGGAGAGUGAGGGGAAGAUGUGUUUCCUGAACAAGCUGCUGCUACUUGCUGUCCUGGGCUGGCUUUUCCAGAUUCCCACAGUCCCUGAGGACUUGUUCUUUCUGGAAGAGGGUCCCUCAGAUGCCUUUGAGGUGGACACAGUAGCCCCAGAGCAUGGCUUGGACAACGCGCCUGUGGUGGACCAGCAGCUGCUCUACACCUGCUGCCCCUACAUCGGAGAGCUCCGGAAACUGCUCGCUUCGUGGGUGUCAGGCAGUAGUGGACGGAGUGGGGGCUUCAUGAGGAAAAUCACCCCCACCACUACCACCAGCCUGGGAGCCCAGCCUUCCCAGACCAGCCAGGGGCUGCAGGCACAGCUUGCCCAGGCCUUUUUCCACAACCAGCCGCCCUCCCUGCGCCGGACUGUAGAGUUUGUGGCAGAGAGAAUUGGAUCAAACUGUGUCAAACAUAUCAAGGCUACACUGGUGGCAGAUCUGGUGCGCCAGGCAGAGUCACUUCUCCAAGAGCAGCUGGUGACACAGGGAGAGGAAGGGGGAGACCCAGCCCAGCUGUUGGAGAUCUUGUGUUCCCAGCUGUGCCCCCACGGGGCCCAGGCAUUGGCCCUGGGGCAGGAGUUCUGUCAAAGGAAGAGCCCUGGGGCUGUGCGGGCGCUGCUUCCAGAGGAGACCCCGGCAGCCGUUCUGAGCAGUGCAGAGAACAUUGCUGUGGGGCUUGCAACAGAGAAAGCCUGUGCUUGGCUGUCAGCCAACAUCACAGCACUGAUCAGGAGGGAGGUGAAAGCAGCAGUGAGUCGCACACUUCGAGCCCAGGGUCCUGAACCUGCUGCCCGGGGGGAGCGGAGGGGCUGCUCCCGCGCCUGUGAGCACCAUGCUCCCCUCCCCUCCCACCUCAUCUCCGAGAUAAAAGAUGUGCUCUCCUUGGCCGUGGGGCCACGGGACCCUGACGAGGGAGUCUCCCCAGAGCAUCUGGAACAGCUCCUAGGCCAGCUGGGCCAGACGCUGCGGUGCCGCCAGUUCCUGUGCCCACCUGCUGAGCAGCAUCUGGCAAAGUGCUCUGUGGAGUUAGCUUCCCUCCUCGUUGCAGAUCAAAUUCCUAUCCUAGGGCCCCCCGCACAGUACAGGCUGGAGAGAGGGCAGGCUCGAAGGCUUCUGCACAUGCUGCUUUCCUUGUGGAAGGAAGACUUUCAGGGGCCGGUUCCGCUGCAGCUGCUGCUGAGCCCAAGAAAUGUGGGGCUUCUGGCAGACACAAGGCCAAGGGAGUGGGACUUGCUGCUAUUCUUGCUCCGGGAGCUGGUGGAGAAGGGUCUGAUGCGACGGAUGGAGAUAGAGGCCUGCCUGGGCAGCCUCCACCAGGCCCAGUGGCCAGGGGACUUUGCUGAAGAAUUAGCAACACUGUCUAACCUGUUUCUAGCCGAGCCCCACCUGCCAGAACCCCAGCUAAGAGCUUGUGAGUUGGUGCAGCCAAACCGGGGCACUGUGCUGGCCCAGAGCUAGGGCUGAGAAGUGGCCCUGCCUUGGGCAUCGCACCAGAACCCUGGACCCCCGCCUCACGAGGAGGCCCAAGUGCCCAAUGCAGACCUUCACUGGUUGGGGUGUAGCUGGGUCUACAGUCAGACUUCCUGCUCUAAGAGUGUCACUGCCCGGCAUCCCACCAUGCAAAUCCUAGAGGAAGGAGAGUUGGCCUGAUUUGGGAUUAUGGCAGAAAAGCCCAGAGAUGCCAGUCUUGGAGUAGAAGAGGUGGUGUUUAUCUCUUGGAUACUAAAUGAAAUGAGGUGUGUGGGCUUGUCAACACAGAAUUCAAGCCUCAUUUGCUAUCCCAGCAACUCUUAAAACUUUGUAGUCUUGGAAUUCAUGACAGAGGCAAAUGACUUCUACGCAAAUGACUUCUACUUAACUUAUGAAGAAAGUUAAAACAUGAAUCUUGGGAGUCUACAUUUUCUUAUCACCAGGAGCUGGACUGCCAUCUCCUUAUAAAUGCCUAACACGGGCCGGGUGUGGUGGCUCAUACCUGUAAUCCCAGCACUUUGAGAGGCCUGAGGUAGGCGGAUUGCUUGAGGUCAGGAAUUCGAGACCAGCCUGGCCAACACAUGGUGAAACCCUGUCUCUACUAAAAAUACAAAAACCAGCUGGGCAUGGUAGUGUGUGCCUGUAAUCCCAGCUACUCGGGAGGAUGAGGCAGGAGACCUGCUUGAACCUGGAGGUUGGAGGUUGCAAUGAGCCAAGGUCGCACCACUGCACUCCAGUCUGGGUAACAGAGCGAGACUUUCUAGAAAAAGCCUAACAGAUAAGGUAGGACUCAGCCAACUGAAAUCUGACUUCCCCCCGCUGUACCUUCAGCCCCUGUGCAGUUAGUAACUCUUGAGACCUCUCCCUGACCAGGGACCAAGCACAGGGCAUUUAGAGCUUUUUAAAAUAAACUGGUUUUCUUUAACAA